CCCCGCCUGGCCUCCUACCUCCGGCAGCACCGGCGGGUGCACGGUGCCCUGAGCCUGCUGGCGCCCGCGCCCUCCCGGGCCGACAAGGAGGAGAGAGGCGUGGCCGGCGCUUCCAAGGGAUGGAACUUUGCCAAAGGGGCGGAAUCCCAGGGGCAGAACGGAGAAGAGGGCGGGGGGCUCCAGGGAGAAGCGGGGCCCGGGGAGGACCCCCCCCCGCCUCCUCCGCCGCCCGUGGAGCCCCGUUUCCGGUGCCCGGAGUGCGGCAAGGGCUUCCGCCGACGGGCCCACCUCCGCCAGCACGGCGUCACCCACUCGGGAGCCAGGCCCUUCCAGUGUGUGCGCUGCCAGCGGGAGUUCAAGCGACUGGCGGACCUGGCCCGUCACGCCCAGGUGCACGCGGGGGGCCCCGCCCCGCACCCCUGCCCCCGCUGCCCCCGCCGCUUCUCCAGGGCCUACAGCCUCCUGCGGCACCAGCGGUGUCACCGGGCCGAGGUGGAGGGGGCCCUGAGCAGGGCCGCGGCCCCCGCCGAGGAGGCGGCCCCGGCCCCGGCGGAGACAGUGGACGACCCCCCCUCUCCCCCCUCUCCCUCUCGGAGCCCCCCGCCCGCCCCGGCGUACCUCAGCGCCUCCUGCUUCGACAGUCAGGACCACUCAGCCUUUGAGCUGGAGGAGGAGGAAGAGGGGGGGCCGGGGGGGACAGAAAGGGUGCCCUCCUGACAGCAGAACCCCCCAUGUGUUUUAUGGCCGCCCCGUCCCCUCUGUCCCCUCUCUGGAAGAAAGAGCAAGAUUGAGGUGAGGGGCAUCUCCCUGGGAGAUGGCCAAGAGUUCGGGACCCUAACUCCCCCCCGCCCUUGCAGGAUAGCCCCCUCCCCACACCGACCCGGAGCCCCACCCUCUCGUCACCACAGGCGGCCGAGGGUCCACGUUCCGGCCGAGGGGAGUCGAGGGGCGGCGUGGCUCUUCUGGUUCCCAGGGGCCUCCGCCCCCACCCCGUCUCCUCGCCCCUCUGCCCACGCCCAGUCCUUCCAGGCUUCUAGUCUGCAGUGGCGAUGGCGGCGCCAGGGGGCAGGGGUCCCAGGCUGCGGGCUGGGGGUGGACGUGCCUGUUCCCUGUUCCCCGUCUGUCUAUGAAUAAACUCGACUGGACCCCAGCGGAA
Messenger RNA from Sarcophilus harrisii (Tasmanian devil), 1156 nucleotides. RefSeq names its product zinc finger protein 579 (gene ZNF579). Lineage: Eukaryota; Metazoa; Chordata; Mammalia; Dasyuromorphia; Dasyuridae. The record is from RefSeq and is a predicted model, not a curated record. The transcript has a single exon. Gene Ontology annotation, molecular function: RNA polymerase II cis-regulatory region sequence-specific DNA binding; DNA-binding transcription factor activity. The annotation marks the transcript as partial. Gene Ontology annotation, biological process: regulation of transcription by RNA polymerase II.